ACAUUGCCUUUAUAUUAAUGCAAGUUUUGAUUUUCUGAAGAUAGCACUUCCAAAUGAACUACAAACGUUGCCGGUUGUGGUGGCGAAGGUUCAGAGCCCAUGGGAGUAAACAGUAUUACCUUCUUAUCUCACACACAUAACGCUGAUUAGAUGGGGAGACGGGGUGGGGCAAAUAGAAAUGUAAUUAGAUUUCAGAUUAAAAACCCAAACAAAGAGCAGAAAUCUAAUGCCAAAUGUAUGAAGCUAAAAUGGCGAGCAUGGAUACCACGGGAAAGCUGGGUAACAGAAUACAAUAAAGUAUAUGGAAACGGGCAACGUAGAUCAGGAAAGAGGGGAAAAAUGAAUUGCUUUUUUAAAAAGAACAGCAUAGAUGUGUGCACGUGUGCCGAGUUUCUACAUUGGAGGCCGCGGAUCAUAAACCUCAUAUUUCAUUAUAAUGUCAGGUCUUGUAUGGCUGAAGGCUUUUUUUUCUCCAAAUGAAUAGAAAAUCUAUUUGUGACGUGAUAUAGUAGCCAGAUAAGUCAUACGUCCAAUAUUUGUGACGAUUUAUACAACAAUGUUUUAUUUAAAUAGUUUUAUAGACUAAGUGUUAUAUUCAAAACUUAAAUCCCAGAUCACUCAUAAUCGUGUUAUGUUUCAACUUUAUGCAUUUCACUGCGAUUUGUUUUAAUGUGAUUUGUGACGAUCUAAUUCUGAUCACACCUAUAACGUUUUAAUUUAAUACAUAACUUACGGCGGUCUAACCGGGAACUAGCCAUUCGCCUCAAUCUAAGGGGCUUGAUUUUAUUGCUGACCACAACAACCAACCGCCCAACACUCCACCAUUACCUCCCCGCACGCCCCCCACGCCCCCACCGCCCAGUUCACUCACACACCGGCCUUUUGGGAGGUUUUCUUACUACCUUAGGUUAAUUCCGUGAAAAAGGGCUUUUGCCAAGAAUUUGCGAUAAAUUAAAUAUAAUUAGCUUACUGAUGCCGUUGCAACUAAAUAAUGUUUGUUUCAUUGGCACUAGGAUCGAGAGAAAGUAUAUGUAUAAAUAUAUAUUUAAAUUUAACAUUAUAAAUUAUGAUCUUUCAGUUUCUUUAUCUGUAAUAUUGUUUAUUUAGCCAGUUUCAAAAGUCUAACCUUCUUUGUCUGCAAUCAGUUCCAGUAUCAUAAACCGUCUGUUGACUUUAAAAAUGAUGUUUAAUGCUAUAAAAUACAGUCAGUCAUUCGCUGAUUUUGCUCUUUCAGUUUUGCGCGCUUAUGUUUUUAUCUAUUUUUCUAUAUGUUAGUAUAAGUUUAUCCAAUAGUAUAUUAUUUCAUAGACAGAUGCUGGAAACAGCAGAGUGCAAUUGUGAAAUGCUGACUUAGUUGUUUCUCUGUUUUAAUUAGAACAAAGAGUUUGAAUAGAUGCUAGUUAUACUUUAACUACAAUGCCUAUCCCUGUCAUAAAGCAAAACGUGUAGCAGAAAGAAAAAAAAUCGCUUAAAACAAACCUUUCUUACGUUGAAGAAAAAGAAGGCAACAAUGGAACGUUGCAUUCUGUCGAUUGUGGUAAACGCACCGUGUGAUCAAAGGUGUCAAUGCUAUUCGAUAAGGGUGUCAAGACCCUGUCAUUUCAAAAUAGCGAGAUGCAAAAAACAACUUAUUAUGACAACUCUGGAAUAUUUAGUGGUUAUUCUUACCAAAAAUCAAAUACAUACAACUACAGCUCUGGUCAUCAAACCUACCCACCACCAUCGGUUGAUAAUGAUUAUCAGAACUCAACAUGCCCAGUUCAGACAUCCAGUGCCAGAGCCCCAACCCAUAAGUCCACUGAUAUCAAUGGCAGUUGUAUGAGAACAAGUAGCAAUCAAGGCACUGCCCAACUUCCAAGCAUUAGUGAGCCACAACAACCACCUCCUUUGCCACCCUCGCCAAAUGGAAGCAACACUGCGACUCAGAAAAGAACCAAGUCCAUUCCAAAUUCUUCCAGCGGUCCGCCUGCUACCCUGACCAAGCAAAUCUUCCCAUGGAUGAAAGAAUCUCGUCAAAAUACCAAGCAGAAAAACAACUGCACAGCUGCAGGAGACAAUUGUGAGGAUAAAAGCCCACCGGGUCCAGCUUCCAAGAGAGUCCGUACCGCCUACACCAGUGCACAAUUGGUGGAACUGGAAAAGGAGUUUCAUUUUAAUCGUUACUUAUGUCGCCCUCGCCGAGUUGAAAUGGCAAAUUUAUUAAAUCUAACUGAACGUCAGAUAAAGAUUUGGUUCCAGAACCGAAGAAUGAAGUACAAAAAAGAUCAAAAGGCCAAAGGGAUCAUGCACUCACCCAUUGGACAGUCUCCAGACAGAAGUCCUCUUUUAAAUGCUCCAAAUAAUAUUGGAUUCUCAAACCAGCUCACCACUGUCAACAGUUUAAAUUAUGAAACUCAUUCUCCAACAUCAUUCACCAAAUCUCAGCAAAAUAUGUAUGGCUUGGCUGCUUACACAGCUCCACUCAAUAGCUGCUUACCCCAGCAGAAAAGGUACCCAGGCACAGAGUAUGACCAUCAUACUAUACAGGGCAAUGGUAGCUUUGCCAACCAUAAUUUGCAAGGCAGCCCUGUUUAUGUAGGAGGAAACUUUGUUGAUUCAAUGCCAGCUUCUGGGCCAAUGUUCAACCUUAGCCAUCUUCCUCAUCCUUCAUCAGCAACUGUGGACUAUAACUGCGCUGCUCAAAUAGCAGGCAAUCACCACCAUGGACCAUGCGAUCCUCAUCCCACUUACACGGAUCUGACUACUCAUCACACAGCUCAGGGAAGAAUUCAAGAAGCACCCAAAUUAACGCAUCUGUAACGGACUAGUACGGUCUGCCAAGCGAUGGUACUUCGCUUUUUUAUUACCUCAUUUGUAUCAGAUAUUCUCCUGCUAUGAGACUGCCACAGUAUUUGUCAAUCAUUCAUUUUCUAUCCACCACCUUGCUUUUCUGUGUUUAUUUAAGGGUCUACACAUCAGCCAUCCCUUUCAAUAAGAUCCUAGCAUAAUACAGAAUGCAAAUAGAGGAACAAUUGCUUGAAAUAGGUGCUUAUGAAGGUAAGACAUACCAAGUCAGUCUUCAGCAAACCCUUCUUAAUGUGAAUUUUAAAGACUGGUAUUCUAUACAGUCCACUUUGGUGGUAUUUUGUCUGUAACUGGUCUUCUUGCCCUGAACCUCAGCUAUGUACUUUUCAGUAAUGAACAAACUACAUUCAACGUCAUCAAUAUGUAUUUAUUAUUUAAAGUCAAUAUCAAAAAAAAAGAUUUUUCUAUCACUUAUUUAUCCUUGACUUAAUGUAUUUAUGUGAAAUUUAUAGAGCUUAUACAAUCUGACUUUGACCUGUUUGAUCCAUGUCUGUUACAAUCAUAUUUCUCCUCUUUAGUAAACCUGGGUUAAAACUAGAUGAGAGGAUAGUUUCUUGAGCAGUUGUAUCAGUGGCUGGUGUUUGUAGAUUAUGUAAGGAUUAUCUCUGAAAGCAAAUUGUGAGUUAUGACUGUAGUAAAUCAGAGAAAAUGUGACUACAGGAUAGACAACACAUUUCUAUAAGAAUACUUUAUUUCAAUUGUCUGGUACUAUUUCAACAGAUAUUUAGAAUAAAACGGUGUUCUUUGAACAAA
Amblyraja radiata (thorny skate) is the source of this 3597-nucleotide messenger RNA. It is a transcript of the gene hoxd3a, whose product is annotated as homeobox D3a. Lineage: Eukaryota; Metazoa; Chordata; Chondrichthyes; Rajiformes; Rajidae. Gene Ontology annotation, cellular component: nucleus. The record is from RefSeq and is a predicted model, not a curated record. Gene Ontology annotation, biological process: anterior/posterior pattern specification; regulation of transcription by RNA polymerase II; embryonic skeletal system morphogenesis. Gene Ontology annotation, molecular function: RNA polymerase II cis-regulatory region sequence-specific DNA binding; DNA-binding transcription factor activity, RNA polymerase II-specific. The coding region runs from base 1567 to 2799 and encodes 410 amino acids. The transcript is spliced from 3 exons.